Gastrolobium bilobum is the source of this 630-nucleotide messenger RNA. RefSeq names its product transcription factor bHLH162-like. The coding region runs from base 1 to 630 and encodes 209 amino acids. The transcript is spliced from 4 exons. Gene Ontology annotation, biological process: regulation of transcription by RNA polymerase II. Gene Ontology annotation, molecular function: protein dimerization activity; RNA polymerase II transcription regulatory region sequence-specific DNA binding; DNA-binding transcription factor activity, RNA polymerase II-specific. The record is from RefSeq and is a predicted model, not a curated record. Gene Ontology annotation, cellular component: RNA polymerase II transcription regulator complex. Lineage: Eukaryota; Viridiplantae; Streptophyta; Magnoliopsida; Fabales; Fabaceae.
AUGGAUCAACUGGGAAAUAAACCUCCUUCUUCUUCAACCAAGGUUGAAAGAAGGGUCAUAGAGAAAAGCAGAAGAAACCAUAUGAAGAUGCUUUACUCCAAACUCAAUUCUCUUCUUCCUAACUAUAACCCCAAGUUGUUGCAGGAAGCGUUACCAUUAAUUGACCAAGUAGAUGAGGCAAUCAAAUACAUAAAGAUCCUAGAAGGGAAGGUGAAGAUGGCUCAAGAGAAGAAAGAGAGCUUAGGGGAAAAGAAGAGAUCACGUAGUUGCUGCUCUAGUUCUUCUGCUACAACUAGCUGCCCAAAAUCGCCACAGCUUGAAGUUCACGAAAUGGGUUCUUGUCUAGAACUUGUUCUGACUUGUGGGUUAGAAACCCGGUUCAUUUUCUAUGAAAUCAUUCGCAUACUUCAUGAAGAGAACAUAGAGGUCAAGACUUCUGCCAAUUCCUCACUGGCCGGAGAUUCAAUGCUUCAUGUUGUGCAUGCUGAGAUUCCUCAAUCUUAUCUUCAGUUUGGAGUGACCAAAGUAAGCGAGAGAUUGAAGAAGUUUGUGAAUGUAUCGUCAAGUGAUAUGAAAAUACCGCUCGAUUGGAGGGAUUUUGAAAUCGAUACUAAUUUGUGGGGCUUCUAG